Molecule: messenger RNA, 1350 nt
Organism: Lasiosphaeria miniovina
Lineage: Eukaryota; Fungi; Ascomycota; Sordariomycetes; Sordariales; Lasiosphaeriaceae
Product: calcium/calmodulin-dependent protein kinase type I
Exons: 2
Coding region: 1-1350 (449 amino acids)
Biological process (GO): cellular response to oxidative stress; protein phosphorylation
Molecular function (GO): calmodulin binding; ATP binding; calcium/calmodulin-dependent protein kinase activity
Source: RefSeq, a predicted model, not a curated record
AUGAACACAUCAGCGUCGGCCAAUGGCGACCGGCCGCAACCCCAAAUCCAGCCUUGCCGCUACAAAGUCGGAAAGACGUUGGGUGCUGGGUCAUACUCGGUCGUCAAGGAAUGCGUCCACAUCGACACAGGCCGCUACUAUGCCGCAAAGGUCAUCAACAAGCGGCUUAUGGCCGGCCGGGAGCACAUGGUGCGAAACGAGAUUGCCGUACUCAAGAAGGUGUCCAUGGGCCACCAGAACAUCCUUACGCUUGUCGACUACUUCGAAACGAUGAACAACCUCUACUUGGUUACUGACCUUGCGCUGGGCGGCGAGCUGUUCGAUCGCAUCUGCCGGAAAGGUUCGUACUACGAAUCCGACGCGGCGGACCUGAUCCGGGCCACCCUCUCUGCCGUUGCCUACCUCCACGACCACGGAAUCGUCCACCGCGACCUCAAGCCCGAGAAUCUCCUUUUCCGCACGCCCGAGGACAACGCGGACCUACUAAUCGCCGACUUCGGUCUCAGCCGUAUUAUGGACGAGGAGCAGUUUCAUGUGCUCACAACGACGUGCGGCACGCCCGGCUACAUGGCACCCGAGAUCUUCAAGAAGACCGGCCACGGGAAGCCCGUGGAUCUAUGGGCCCUCGGUGUCAUCACAUACUUUUUGCUGUGCGGUUAUACUCCCUUUGACCGUGACUCGGACUUUGAGGAAAUGCAGGCCAUCCUCAACGCCGACUAUGGCUUCACCCCGCUCGAGUACUGGCGCGGCGUGUCAGACAGCGCAAAGGACUUCAUUAAGCGCUGCCUGACCAUAGACCCAAGCCGGCGCAUGACGGCUCAUGAGGCCCUGCAGCACCCUUUCGUCGCGGGGUGGGCCCGCGCUACCGCCGGCGGCCUGGGUGAUGCUGACAAGGGCCAAAACCUGCUGCCCACGGUUAAGAAGAACUUCAACGCUCGCCGCACCCUGCAUGCGGCUAUCGACACGGUGCGCGCAAUCAACAAGCUGCGCGAGGGCCAAUUCAUGAACGGUGCCAAGAGCCGCGAGCCGAAGCGAGAACAGGGGGGCACUAAUGACCUCACCGUCACCGUCCCGGGGCCCGCAGGCACCACCGCUUCAGCCUUGCUACAACAACAGCUGCAAAAAGCCGACAGCGCCAUCUCAGGCGUCAACGGUAGCAACAGCAGCCAAGGCAAUGACAGCGGCUACGGCACGCAGCCCGAAACUGACGCGAGCGGGGACGUCGCCAUGCAGGACGCUCCGGCAGCAUCGCUGUCAGUGCCGGCGAGUCUGCGGCCAGGCAGCGAGGCCAAUCGGGUGGUAGAGACGAGUAAGGGGCUGUGGAACGGGGUGGGAACCACGAGGCGGUGA